Messenger RNA from Paramecium sonneborni, 390 nucleotides. The record is from the annotation of a GenBank genome assembly. NCBI's taxonomy places the organism in Eukaryota, Ciliophora, Oligohymenophorea, Peniculida, Parameciidae.
AUGUUCAAAAUUAAUUGUUAUGAAGAUGGAUUGAACACUUUGAUAACAAAAAUAAAGCUACAGAUGCAUUAACAACCAAUUCGAAAAAAUAGAUUUUAAAUUUAAGAAAUUCGAAAGAAUGAUUUCAAAAUAAGAUCUAAUCUUCUUUCUUUAGCAUCUAAUAUUCAAAACAGUGUUAUAAAUUCUUCAACAAUAAAAGAUUAUUAAAAAUUAAUUGAAACAAAAAGGAGAUACACUCUUUUGCCCUUAAAAAAUAAUCUUUCAAUAUCUCCUCAAAAAGAAAAGUUGUAACGAAAAGCCAGCAUCUUAAAUAAAUAGAAAUUGAUGAAAUUAAAAUGUGAAAUAAGAGCAUGGACUAUUUUGAACACAAACUAAACAGAUCAAUAAUGA